AUGCUCGAACUAUCCGCGCUGCACUGCAUCUGGAGGACAACGCUGACCUCCCUCCCCUUGAUUGGAAAUUUGUUCCUCUUGCAUUUGACACUCUUGGCGCCCCAAGCGCCCGCACCACAUCUGUACUUGACUCUCUUGCUCGUCAGAUUGCGACUCGCACUGGGACUUUAUUUGGAAAUGCCAAGUCCCGUCUCUCCCAGCGCCUUAGCGACACGAUAUAGUCCAGCGUAG
Molecule: messenger RNA, 231 nt
Organism: Chondrus crispus (carragheen)
Lineage: Eukaryota; Rhodophyta; Florideophyceae; Gigartinales; Gigartinaceae
Exons: 1
Coding region: 1-231 (76 amino acids)
Source: RefSeq, a predicted model, not a curated record